This is a messenger RNA of Coregonus sp. 'balchen', 2189 nucleotides long. Lineage: Eukaryota; Metazoa; Chordata; Actinopteri; Salmoniformes; Salmonidae. The record is from the annotation of a GenBank genome assembly.
AUGCAGUCUCUUGCCCAGGAAAUAAAGACAUUUUCCAAGACCAAUUUGAGAAAGCAAUGCACCCGUGUGACAACAUUGAGUGGCAGGAGGAUUAUUGAGACAUGGAAAGGGUCGACUAUUCAUGUUGUAGAGGAUAAAACUCAGCCUGAGACAGCAUGCGGCUACGUACAGGACAACAGCUGGGACUUACAAGUUGGAGUUAUUAAACCUUAUUUAAUAUUAGGUGAGUGAAUGAGAUGUGUGUUAUUGACAGGGGACACUUAGCUGUCAUAAUACAAUUGACAGGUGCCUACACAGACACACAGAGGUAUCACUAGAAUAUAUGGGGGUUUUAAGUUUGUUGCCGCUGUGACUCUGAGUCCACUGGAUUAUUGCAUGUAAACAAAUUUAAUUUUCCCUACAGACAGUUUAAACUCAUGCUUUUGCAAGAAAAAAACUUUUACAGUAUCAUUACUGUAGUAAAUCAUUAUAAACAUAUCUGACAAUUCCCUAGGCUCAGUUAUAUUUACAUUUAACAAUUCCUCACAGGCUCACAAUUUGAUGAUUGUUUAUUAUUGUUGUAGGCUCACAAGAUGCUGCACAUGACUUUGGCAUUUUGAGAAAAUAUAAGGUAUUGUUUUAUGUUAUAGAGACACAUUUUAUACUUAACACCUUUCUGUCUACUUCUGAUUUGUUUUGGCGUUUCAUAAAUGUUCUUCUUCCAUUUCAGGUGUCCCACAUAUUGAAUGUAGCCUAUGGUGUUGAAAACGCCUUUCCAGACCUGUUCAUUUAUAAAACCCUGAGCAUUCUGGAUGUGCCUAAUACUGACAUAACAUCCUAUUUCCAAGAGUGCUCAAAAUUCAUAGACCAAGCAAAUACAGAGGUAAGUUGUGAAUGUUUUCACAACCUUGUAGGCUAAUGUAGGGUAAUUGGGGGCUUUUCUUCUUUUCAUAUUUUAUUUUUAUGCUUUAAUACCGUGUCUUUCACUGCAUUCAUCUUACCUGACAGUAUAAACAUUCCUAAGCAUCAUGAAUGGUGACACAAGGCUUUUCCACUUGAUAACUUGUAUUAUUGAUAAGCACUCUACUGUGUACAGCACAUAGGUAAAAUGACUUUACUUUACAUUAAGCUACUUUGUUUAACUUUACUUUAGUAAUUUCCUUGAGUGUUGAUGUUUAUUACCUGUCCUAUAUCUGAUACUGGACAGCAGUGAGCCAAUGAAAGCCUCCCUCACUACCUCUAGGUAUCCACACUGUGUAGUGAAUAAUACAUGGCAGAUUUUUCACUAUGCAUAAUUUAUCCUGUUGUAGAAAGAUCAUAUAUCUAGAGGCCCUUUGUUUGCUAUACAACCUUUUAGCAAAUUGCUGUGCUGGUCACCCAACAACCUGACACUGCCACAUGUUGGAAAUUCACCAAAGGCUUAUGAUUACAAUGACCUAGUGGAAAAAAGUUUAUACUCUCCGUUGAAUGGAGGUUAGUGGCUAGUGGCUCUUUUAUUUCCCUAUGUAACAUGUGAUACCAUGCAGGGGUAACUCCAACUUGGCUAAUCAAACCAUCAAUGAUGCUUAGCUGACUGGGAGAAUCAUUCUAUCACCUUACAGCUUGUAAUUGUGCCAUUGUGCGUGAUUAGCAUAAUAAUAUUUUAUUAGAUUACCAUGAAGUGCAGGAGGAUGUAAUUGAUCUUGUGUUACUGGGUCUGUGUGAAUUGAAGACAUGGGAUUAAUAUUUAAAGCAGCCAAGCACCUCAUAUCUCAUGCAUUUGAACUGGAUAGCACUAAACUGACAUAAGGCUUUAUAAAAAAUAUAAUAAAAAUUCCUUACCCCAGGACACUUCAAAAGGUUUCCUGGGAUAAAGAAUGCUUUUUGUGGGGAUUAUUAAGUCCCUCAGUUGAGCUAUUAAUUCCCUUUUUUCUUCAAACUGGGAUGAAGUGCAUUUGGGUACGCCUUCAUUCUACUGACAUAAGGCUUGUUUCCCUCUUCUUCCCCCUCAGAAAGGAGUUGUGUUGGUUCACUGCAAUUCCGGAGCCUCAAGGUCUGCCUCGGUUGUCAUUGGAUACCUGAUGUCCAGGGAAGGGAAGCCUUUUGAUGAUGCAUUUGCCUUGGUGAAAUCAGCCCGGCCAGCCACAUGCCCAAACCCAGGCUUUGUCGAACAGUUGAAAGGUUUCAAACCUAAAUGGGGCAUACAAGCCAAUGGUGUGGGCUAUGAAUGA